Messenger RNA from Symbiodinium sp. CCMP2456, 681 nucleotides. Lineage: Eukaryota; Dinophyceae; Suessiales; Symbiodiniaceae. The record is from the annotation of a GenBank genome assembly.
AUGUCGUCUGCUGGUGGACAGAGGCCCCCUGCCAACCGAAUGACGCUGCAGACCUUCAAGGCACGCUUAGGCGGAGCCUCGAAAGGCUUCAAGCUGCUGAAGAAGAAGCGCGAUGCCCUCAAGGCUAAGUUUCAGGCGCUGCUCAAAGAGAUCGUAGAGACGAAGCUGGCGGUCGGCCAAAGCCUCAAGGAUGGCGCUUUCGCUCUCGCCAAGGCGCACUACGCCAGCUCUGGAGAUGACAUCGCCUCCACCGUCAUCGAGAGGGCAAAGAAGCCGACCUUGACGACAAAGCUGUACCCAGACAACGUCGCCGGCGUCUCGAUCCCCGUGUUCAAGAUGAACUACGAUUCCUCGCAGGACAGCUCAGCCCAGACCAUGGGCGUUGGAUCUGGCGGCGCAGUCCUGAAUGCGACGCGCGAAACCUAUGUGAAAGCCAUGGAGUGCAUCGUGAAGCUCGCGUCAUUGCAGACGGCCUUCCAAACCCUGGAUGAGGAAAUCAAGAUGACCAGCCGACGAGUAAAUGCCUUGGAGUACGUUCUGAUUCCCAGGAUCGAGGAGCUGAUUCAUUACAUUACACAAGAGAUGGACGAAGAGGCUCGUGAAGAGUUCUUCAGAGUGAAGAAGGUCGUCGAGAAGAAGAAGGUCAAGAUGGUGCGGCGCCUACAGAUGAGUGGGGGUUAA